Messenger RNA from Chara braunii, 3637 nucleotides. NCBI's taxonomy places the organism in Eukaryota, Viridiplantae, Streptophyta, Charophyceae, Charales, Characeae. The record is from the annotation of a GenBank genome assembly.
GGCCUCACAGGAAGUGGAAUGGACAUCACGACCUCUGGAUUGUUUGAACAGUUACUGAUCUUAACGUUGAGCGGCUGACACGUGGCGACGAACCACGCAAAGCUGACACGUGGCGCACCUGUCUUGGUCUGUUCUUGAUUCGGGAUUUGUUUACUCCCCCCCCCUUUUCCACCUCCUCCUUCCCUCUUAAACUACGCGCUAUAUUCUUCUCUCAAUCCAGUAUUCUUUGUGCAGAGAGAGACGAGCGCGCACCUGCACGCGCACCUGUGUUUGUGUGUGUGUGCGUGUGUGUGUGUGUGUGUAUGUGUGUGUGUGUGUGUUUGUGUGUGUGUGUGUGUGAGAGAGAGAGAGAGAGAGAGAGAGAGAGAGAGAGAGAGAGAGAGAGAGAGAGAGAGAGAGAGAGAGAGAGGGGGUGGUUCGAUUUUGCGGAACUGCGGUGGUGUGUAGAGGAGGAGAGGAGAGAGAGAGAGAGGUGGUGGUUCGAUUUUGCGGAACUGCGGUGGUGUGUCGAGGAGGAGAGUCAAGAGACGGAGGGAAGAUAGGGCAGAUGAGGAUAGGAUAUCUGUAGGAGGAAGUGGCGCGAAGAACGUCUGAGGGGAUUACAGAUUGGUUGAUUGGUUGAUUGAUUGAUUGAUUGAUUGAUUUUGCCGAUCGGUCCCUGGAGCGGCAGUCGGCGGCGCAGAGGUUCUGCGCGGGGAUCCUGACCAAGGAUAUAGCCAUGGCAAGUCGGUUCGAUAGCAACCCUUUCGACGACGGAUCGAAUCCUUUCGAUGAUCCAGCGGUGACUGCUCAUACUGGUGGUGGUGGAGCAGCGUCGGCCCCAACCUAUGGGGCGGGGUCGGCGCCAUCGUAUGGAACGGGAUCUUUUUAUGAUACCCCAGGGUACCAGUCGAGAGUUGUUGGCGUGGCACCGACCGCGGGGAAAGUACCGGCAUUAUCGGAUUCGGCCACGGAUGAGAUUCCUCUUGGCGGGUCUUCCAGGGACAUAAAGAAGAAGGAGAGGGAACUUAAGGCGAAGGAGGAAGAACUGAAGAAGAAAGAACAGGAAUUGAGAAAGCGAGAAUCGAUGACUGGCGGGAAUAAUGACAAGAAUUGGCCAGCUUGCUUUCCUAUCGUACAUCACGACAUUGCAAAUGAUAUCCCAUCGAAUGUGCAAGGCAUACAGUGGUUUGCAUUUUUGUCAUAUCUUGGACUUGUCGGUUGUCUCGUCUUUAAUGCGUUUGCUAUUCUGUGCGGACUAUUUGCGAAAUCUACAAAUUUUGUGGAGUUCAUUUUUGCAUUAAUCUACCUUGGCACUGCUGUCCCUCUUGCAUGGAUACUCUGGUACAAACGCCUGUAUAAUGCGAUGAGGAAAGACAGCGCCCUUACGUACGGAUUUUUCUUUCUCAUGUAUCUGAUUCACAUUGUAUUCUGCAUUUGGGCAUCGAUCGCUCCAAAUUUGGGACAGUACUCCGGAAGCUUCACGGGCAUAUUUACGCUGCUGGACCAGGUCCAUAGUGGUAUGGGCUUCAUCGCGAUAUUAUUCCUUAUCGGCACGCUGAUGUGGAUGAUAGAGUCAGUGAUGAGCUUGUGGACCCUACGGAUGGUAUAUGGGUAUUUCAGAUCGAGCGGUAAAACGACUGCCGAUAUCAGGAGAGAUGCGGCAGGUGCAGCGGCAAGAGAAGCUGCGAGAGCGGCUGUUUGAUGAGGUUAAGUAUGUGCACUGUUGUGUCUGUACAGUGUUUGCUGGGAAGUUGGAGGUUAGGUGGUGGUCAUACAAUACAUAGGCAAGGGGGCGGAUUUACAGACUGCUUGCGGAAGCCCAUCGGGCAGAAAUAACGAUGCGAAUUUGCACAUGUGCUGCAAGUUAGGUCGCUCAGAAAGACUUUGGAAUCCCGUCUGGCGUAACAGGAAAGAUUGGGCAUGAGUUAUCACCCGUUGCGCGUCUGUCUAAUUACGGUUGGACGGAAGGUUUUCAGAAGAUGGCUUCCGGCGGGUUUGGUUUCCCUCUCCUGUGUGUCAGCCCCAGGCCAAGACCUGAAGGCUGUGCAUUGCUGGGGUUUUGACCCUGAAGGCUGUGCAUGGCUGGGGUUUUGACUUGAGUCAGGACCAUAUUUUGUCCAUGGAAGUGGCUGCUGUUUCCUUCUUCUAGUGUUUGCUAGUUGCAGACGAUGGGCCACAAGACGCGGAUGUAUUGCAAGGCAGUUAUUCUUUCCCUUGUACUGUAUUUGGUAGUACCAGAUCGAUGCCCUCAGGAUUACGAUGUGCCUUCAUUUUGUCUGGAGGCCAUUUGCGAUGUAAAUCAAGGCGCACAAGUUGGCGUUGAAGGAUUAUACGCCGGUUGCUGGUUGCAGCAGCAGCAAGGCUGUAUACAUUGAUUGCUGAUUACAACAGUGGCAAGGGUACGUCAAUUGCUGUUGUCGGGCCUCUUAUGGCAAGCGAGGAGGGUUUUGCUAGCUCGGAAUGUGGUCGUCUGAAGAUGGAUGGGCGCGUGAGCGUGUGGAGGCGGUAUGGGUAGGGGAGGGAAAGGGUUGGCUCCACAGUGAUCGCUGAUUACGACAGUUGCAAGGGUACAGCAACUGCUAUUGCCGGGCCUCUUAUGGCAAGCAAGGAGGGUUUUGCUGGCGUGGAAUGUGGUGGUCUGAAGAUGGAUGCAUGGAUGAGGGUGUGGAGAUGGUAUGCGGAGGGGAGGGAAAAUGGGUUGGCUACACGGUGAUCGCUGAUUACGACAGUGGCAAGGGUACGUCAAUUGCUGUUGUUGAGCCUCAUAUGGCAAGCAAGGAGGGCUUUGCUGGCUUGGAAUGCGGCAAGCAAGGAGGGCUUUGCUGGCUUGGAAUGAGGUGGCCUGAAGGUGGAUGGGCGGGUGAGGGUGCGGAGGUGGUACGGGGAGUGGAUGGAAGGGAAAGGGUUGGGACAAGUGGCAAUGAGGAGUACCUGAAACACAACUCAUGCACAUGUUAUAAUCAACUGGAACCGGCUUCCCUGCAGUAAAAUCACCGAGCACGAGGCACUUCACACGAACUUGAGAUAUGGUCAUGUCUUUCACCGAAACGAUCGGCUGCUGACGAAGGCAGAACUCUGUCAACGUGGGAAUUGUUAUGGGCUGGAUCAGGUAGAGUGCUUGUGGCCCGGCCCAGGUCGAGUGGUUAUGGACCUGGCCAGGUUGAGUGCUUAUGGAUGCGACCAGGUCGGGUGGGUAUUCGCCCGACCAGGUGGAGUGGUUACGGACCUGACUAGGUCGAGCAUCACAAAGGGAAGUGGGGGAGCCCAUAGGCGAGUCCUGUCGUGGGCUCAGCGGAGUGUGACCUAGCUUGAUGAAUGCCUCCCUUGCGAGGUAUAUAAUUGAUCUGAUUUUUAUCUUUUGUAUGUGUGAUGCUGACAUAUGAUUUGCUGUUGUGGUAGUAGGGUAAGGAGGAGGGGGGAAAGUGAAGGCAAAAUGGGCUGCUGUGACAUUUCUUCUUCUUGUUCAAUGUCAUAGGCUUGGUUUUUCGUAGGGCAGGAGAAUGUAAUGCUCUUGAUUUUUCUCUGCCCGCACCGCACCCCGUCCACGAAAUAAAGGUAAUUUUUUUUGUUGCAAACAUUUAUCAUUUUGCGAGUCGUGACUGAUUGAUGAAGUGAGUUGGCGAGUCUACGCCUGCUUGUCAUAGCUGCUUGUGAA